AUGCCUUUCCCUAUGAAGAUCCAACCAAUAGAUAUUGAUUCUCAGGCACCGAUUCGAGCUGAACCGGCGAAACCGGUGUUGAAAUCGCGUCUAAAGAGACUCUUUGACCGGCAGCUACCAAGCGUGUUGAGGAUUUCCUCCGUGGAAAAGCCACCUAGCAGUGAAGCUCAGUAUGUGGCUAAUGGUAAAGAUGAUCAGUUUGAGCCGAGCUCUGUUUGUUUGGCUAAAAUGGUGCAGAGUUACAUGGAGGAAUCCAACGACAAGCCGUUUCGUGGCCGCCAUCGCUGCAAUUGCUUCAACGGCAAUGGCAACGACAGCUCCGAUGAUGAAUUUGAUGUCUUCGGUAAUGGUUUCGGAGAAUCAAUCGGUACGGCUCCUUCUGGCGAUGCCUGUGAUUUUCUCAAGAGUUUGAUUCCCUGCGCGAGUGUUGCGGAGAGAAAUCUAUUGGCAGACACUGCAAUGAUUUUGGAGAAGAACAAGAAUCACAAACAGAAAGACGAUUUUUUGAGAAAGAUCGUGACCGAUGGAUUAACAUCUCUCGGCUACAAUUCCUCUAUUUGCAAGUCUAAAUGGGAUAAAUCCCCCUCUUUCCCUGCUGGUGAAUAUGAAUAUGUGGAUGUGAUAAUUGAAGGAGAGAGAUUGUUAAUUGAUGUUGAUUUCAGAUCGGAAUUUGAAAUAGCGAGAUCGACUGGGGCCUACAAGGCGAUCCUGCAAUCGUUGCCGUACAUCUUCGUCGGGAAAUCAGAUAGGCUUGGACAGAUUGUGUCGAUUGUGUCGGAGGCAGCCAAACAGAGCUUGAAGAAGAAAGGCAUGCACUUUCCUCCUUGGAGAAAAGCGGAGUACAUGCGUGCUAAAUGGCUCUCGCCUUAUGCCAGAUUAAACGAAAACGUUUUGAACGACAACAGCAACAAAACUGAAGGGCCAAAAGAGGAGUUUAUGGAGAGUGAUGAUGAUUGUUGUGGAGAGUUUGAGCUGAUUUUUGGAGAAAAGUCGACGUUGGAUUCCGAGUCGUCAAUUUCGUCGCCGGAGAAAAGUUCCUGCGAGGAUGAUGAAUUUAAGGUGGAGACAGUGGCGUGGCAGCCACCGGCUGUGAAACCGAAAGGUGUAGAGAGAGGAGCCAGGAUGGUGACCGGAUUAGCUUCUCUCCUCAAAGAGAAACCAUAA
This is a messenger RNA of Dovyalis caffra, 1164 nucleotides long. The record is from the annotation of a GenBank genome assembly. NCBI's taxonomy places the organism in Eukaryota, Viridiplantae, Streptophyta, Magnoliopsida, Malpighiales, Salicaceae.